AUGGCCACAAAAGCCACUGGCUCUAAGAAAUACCUCCAGCUGCUCCUUCUUCAGGUCACUCUUCUAGGGCCUGUCUUGUGCGGGAAGGUGCUGGUCUGGCCCACGGAGGGCAGCCACUGGCUGAACGUGAGGAUAGUUAUAGAGGAGCUCAUCCACCGCGGGCACAGCGUCACCAUCCUGGUGUCCAACGCCUCCCUCUUCAUCCAACCCAGGGCUGGGGCCGCAGAGGAGUUCGAGGUCUAUAACGUGCCCUUCAAGAAAGACACCGUUGAGAACCUGAUCGAGGACGUAGUGGCGCUGUGGCUGAAUAACAGGCCAACCACCUUGACCUUCUGGCAGUUCUACAAGGAGCUGGGGAAACUGUCCAAAAACUGGCACCGGAUGAACAGGCUGAUGUGCGACGCGGUGCUAACCAACCGAGAGCUGAUGGCCCACCUGCGGGGCUCCAGCUACGACCUGCUGCUGUCAGACCCGGUGACUCUCUGCGGGGACCUCCUGGCUCUCCAGCUGUCCAUCCCCUUCAUCUUCUCACUGCGCUUCUCGCCAGCCUCCACCGUGGAGAGGCACUGCGGCAAGAUGCCAGCCCCGCCGUCCUAUGCUCCCGCAGCCCUGUCCGAGCUCACCGACUGCAUGUCCUUUGGUGAAAGAAUAAAAAACAUCGUGUCUUACCACCUGCAAGACUACGUUUUCCAGAGCUACUGGGGAGAAUGGGAUGUCUACUAUAGCAAGAUCUUAGCUGAUAACAGCCACUGGCUCAACAUGGAAUACAUCCUGCAGGAGCUCGUGGUGCGGGGCCACGAGGUGACGGUGCUGAUGCCUUCGUGCUUCCUCAUCCUUGAUGCCACCCAGUCCUCCCCUUUCCAGUUUGAGGUGGUCGAGGUGCCGAUGACCAAAAAGGAGAUGGCUGCCCUUCUACAGGAAGCCUUUGAUUUUUGGUUUUACGAGGAAAGAACACUACCUGUCUGGGAAGGUUUUUACAAGACUAUUGAAAUGCUGCAGAAGAUGAAGAAUGCAGCCAAACUCAUUUGCGAUGAGCUCCUAAAGAAUGAAGCGCUGCUAGAGAGACUGCGAGCAUCUGCUUUUGAUGUUCUGUUGGCAGACCCACUGGUGCCUACUGGGGAGGUGAUUGCUGAGAUGCUGGGUAUUCCCCUUGUGUACACCAUCCGGUUCUCCAUCGGGAACACAGUGGAGCGGUUCUGCGGGAUGGUGCUGGGUAUUCCCUUCAUGUACACCAUCCGGUUCUCCAUGGGGAACACAGUGGAGCG
This is a messenger RNA of Pterocles gutturalis (yellow-throated sandgrouse), 1265 nucleotides long. Its product is annotated as UDP-glucuronosyltransferase 2A2-like. The transcript is spliced from 2 exons. The annotation marks the transcript as partial. Gene Ontology annotation, molecular function: UDP-glycosyltransferase activity. NCBI's taxonomy places the organism in Eukaryota, Metazoa, Chordata, Aves, Pterocliformes, Pteroclidae. The record is from RefSeq and is a predicted model, not a curated record.